This is a messenger RNA of Rhipicephalus microplus (southern cattle tick), 1145 nucleotides long. It is a transcript of the gene HemK1, whose product is annotated as HemK methyltransferase 1. NCBI's taxonomy places the organism in Eukaryota, Metazoa, Arthropoda, Arachnida, Ixodida, Ixodidae. Gene Ontology annotation, biological process: protein methylation. Gene Ontology annotation, molecular function: nucleic acid binding; protein methyltransferase activity. The record is from RefSeq and is a predicted model, not a curated record. Gene Ontology annotation, cellular component: mitochondrion.
AUAUUUGUACCCUCGGCCUCGCGACCGAUGCGGGGCGCCCACUUUUUGACGCAACGAACGGGACGCCUUCGUCCCAUUCUGGAACGCGUACAAGACUGUGUUGCAUUAUUCCACCCGAUGUGUCUUCGCUUUGUCCUGCCAGUUGUAUAUUUUCAGCAACAUGAGGCAGGCGUGUCCGCGCUCAGCCGUUCAAUUCACAAAUUAUUGGAUGCGCGCUUUUAUCCGUGCCGGAAUCGAGCCAGGGGAGGCUAGAGCUUCACUUGACUGUUUUCUCAGCAGUGUACUCGGUAGAAGAGCGGCAUUAGAGAUUCAAACACGACCAGAGAGCGCGAAGCAUAUCCUACCUCGACAUGUGCAUCGACUAAACUACUACUGCCAAAGAAGAGCGCAAAGGUUGCCUGUUCAAUAUAUCUUGGGAGAGUGGCAGUUUCACGGACUGCCCCUGAAAAUGUGCCGACCAAUAUUCAUUCCAAGACCAGAAACAGAAAUGCUUGUAGACGUUGUCCUGUCGCACAUUAACCGUAGCGACAGUGGCAUUGAACGUAUCUUAGACGUCGGCUGCGGCACAGGUGCCAUUUGCCUCGCGCUUGCUUCCCGAACUACUAAGGUUCAUUACACAGGCAUUGACAAAAAUGUUCUGGCUGUCAAACUAGCUGAAGAAAAUGCCUCGCAACUGGGCAUGUCAAAAAGAGUGUCCUGCUACGUGGCUGAGGUGACAUCAACUGGCUUAAAAUGUUUGCUACCUCACUUGAUCGGCACAGUUUAUGAUGUCAUCGUCAGUAAUCCCCCUUAUAUUGCCAUUGAAGAGUCGCGCUCAAUUGAGCCAGAAGUAUUGAGGCAUGAAGACCAUGCAGCUCUUUUUGCUGGCGUUGAUGGUUUGGACGUUGUGCGAGGCAUUCUGCAGUUGUCAAAGACAAGGCUCAAAGUUGGAGGGCAUCUAUUUAUAGAAGUAGGACUGUCGCAUCCGCCCCUCAUUCAAGCCAUGUUGGCAGCUCAAGAGCAUAGUGAGAUGUUCAAGCUGCUGGCAGUGCACCCAGACUUCACAUUAAGGCCGAGGUUUGUUGAAAUAAAACGAAUAAAGUGAAAAUAUUUCAGUGGAGUCAGUGGAAGAAAACAAGUUGAAUAAAGCAGUACUGGCAUGACUU